AUUAAUAAUAAUAACUGAUAAUAACUAAAACCAACUAAAACAUAAAAACACACAUAUGUAAAUGAUAAAAAAUAUAAAUGUUGUACACUUUGUUUAUUUGUAAAAAAUUUAUUUAAAAGUCAUUGUGUAUGUUAAUGAUUGAAAAUUAAAAUUGAAAUAUAGAAAUAAUUUUGGCAAACAGUGUAUUGUUGUUUAUGUCUUGAUUCAAUGAUAAACAUUUUGACAAUGUGUCAUAAUAAUUAUUGUAAUAAUUAGAUGAAAAAAAAAUAUAAAUAAUACAUAUUAAAUACAGAAGACAAUCAAUCAAUAUAUGCAAAAUGACAGAAACAGAAAAAGUUGUUGAGGAGCAAGAUGAUAAUACACAACAAGAUGCAGUAGAAAAAAAUCAUGAAAUACCAAUAAUAUCAACAGAAAUAAUUGAUCAUGAUCAUCAAUAUUUUGAUGAUUAUGUCAGGGAACUUGAACAACGUUUAUCACAAAAAGAUGAUAUAAGAUCAUUAAAUAUAAAUCCAACAAGACCUCAAGAAUCAUCAUUCAGUAAACUUGAUUCAAAUCUCAAAAAAAAUACAACACUUGUUAAAAAAUUACGUAAUUUUAAUGCAUCACAAUUGGAACAAUUGUUAAAAGAUAUGUCAACAUUAAAUUUAACAAAAUAUGUUAGUGAAAUAGCAGCAGCAUUAGUUGAUGCAAAAUUAAAAAUGACUGAUAUUAAUGCUGCAAUAAAAGCAUCAAGUUUUAUGCAUCAAACAUAUGCUGAAUUUUCUGGUCAUUUUUUUGAAAAUUGGCAACGUGUAUUGUCAUUAAAAAUUAAUGAUAAAAUAAUAAAUCCAAGUAAAUUACGUGUUGAUCUUAGAUUUUAUGCUGAACUUGUAACAUCUGGUAUAUUUACAAAUAAACAAGGUUUAUCAUUACUUGGUAGUGUAUUAACUGUUUUAAUAAAUAUGGAUAAAGAAGAACAUAAUAAUGCAAAUAUAAUAUUAAGUUUUUGUCGUCAUUGUGGUGAAGAUUAUGCUGGUUUAAUACCAAAACGUAUACGUCAAUUAUCUGAAAAAUAUAAUAUACAAAUACCAAAAAGUAAAAUAUUAACAUUUGAAAAACAACAAAAUUUACGUUCAUUAUUACGUGAUUAUUAUAAUUCAUUAUGUCGUCAUUUAAUAAAAGAUUAUAAAGAAUUACAAAGUUUUGAAAAACAUAAUAAAAAAAUACUUCAAACACGUGGUGAAUUGAGUAAUGAAAGAAAAGAUAAAUUAGAAUUAUUACAAUUAUCAUAUGAACGUUUAAUGACAAGUGUACAAAAUUUUUCUGAAACACUUGAUGAAUCAAUGCCUGAAUUACCAAUUAAUAAUGAUGUUAAAAUUGAUAAUGAUGAUUGUCUUAAAUUAAUGAUGAUGAAUAAUGAUAAUCUUAAUAAUGAAGACAACAGUAAUAAUAGUAGCAAUAAUAACAGUAAUAAUAAUAAUAUUAAUUCAUUGAUUGAAGAUAUGUGGGGUGAUGAUGAGACACGUAGAUUUUAUCAAGUAUUUCCAGACUUGACUGUAUUUUUACCUGGUUCAUAUAACAAUAAAGAUAGUAUUGUUAAUAAUAAAAUUGAUACUAUUGAAGAAAAUACAACAACAGCAACAGAAACAACAACACCAACAACAACAACAAUAAUAAAUGAUGAAAUUAUUAUUGAUGAUGAUAUAAAUAUUAAUCUUGAUGAUGAUGAUGAUGAUGAUGAUGAUGUUGGGGUUGUUGUUGUUGUUGAUGAUGAUGAUAAUACAAUUGAUGUAAAAAUUGAUAAUGAAGUUGCUGCUGUUGAACAAGAUACUACGUCUACUUCUACUAGUGCAGUUGUUACAAAUAUUAGUAAUAAAAUAUUACUUGAUGCAUUUUUAACACAUUUACCAAAUUGUGUUAAUCGUGAAAUGAUUGAUAAUGCUGCUGUUGAUUUUCUCAUGAAUUUAAAUACAAAACAUAAUAAAAAAAAAUUAAUAAAAGCAUUAUUUGGUGUAUCAAGAAUACGUCUUGAUUUAUUACCAUUUUAUUCACGUUUAGCAGCAAUAUUAUAUCCAGUAAUGCCUGAUGUUGGUAAUGAUUUAUGUACAAUGUUAAAACAUGAUUUUAAAUAUCAUGUUAGAAAAAAGGAUCAAAUAAAUAUUGAAUCAAAAGUAAAAGUUGUACGUUAUAUUGGUGAACUUGUUAAAUUUAAAUUAUAUACUAAAAUUGAAGCAUUAUAUUGUUUAAAAGUAUUAUUACAUGAUUUUACACAUCAUCAUAUUGAAAUGGCAUGUAAUUUAUUAGAAAUAUGUGGUAGAUAUUUAUUUUGUUCACAAGAUUCACAUCAAAGAACAAAAGUAUAUCUUGAACAAAUGAUGAGAAAAAAAGCUGUAACAGCACUUGAUUCACGUUAUGUUACAAUUAUUGAAAAUGCAUAUUAUUAUGUUAAUCCACCAGAAACAAUAAGUGGUUCAACAAAAAAAGAACGUCCACCAAUACAUGAAUUUAUACGUAAAUUAUUAUAUCAAGAUUUAUCAAAAACAAAUACAGAUAAAAUAUUAAAAUUAAUGAGAAAAUUGGAUUGGCAAGAUGAUACAAUAUCAUCAUAUAUUAUAAAAUGUUUAACAGCAGCAUAUAAUGUAAAAUAUUUAAAUAUAAGAUGUAUUGGUAGUUUAUUAGCUGGUCUUGUUGGUCAUUAUGAAACAGUUGGACCACAUGUUGUUGAUGGUGUACUUGAAGAUAUACGUAUAUGUAUGGAAAUAAAUAAACCAAAAUAUAAUCAACGUAGAAUUGCAAUGGUUAAAUAUCUUGGUGAAUUAUAUAAUUAUCGUAUGGUUGAAAGUUCUGAUAUAUUUCGUACACUUUAUUUGCUAAUAACAUUUGGUAUUAAUAUGGAUCAUAAUAUACCAACAUUACUAGAUCCACCAGAUCAUUUAUUUAGAAUACGUCUUGUUUGUACAUUAUUAGAAACAUGUGGACAAUAUUUUAGUGGUGGUGCUAGUAAAAAAAAACUUGAUUAUUAUUUAAUAUUUUUUCAAAAUUAUUAUUGGUUUAAAUAUACACAUCCAAUAUGGAAAAAUGAAAAUAAUAUAUUUCCAAUUGACAUUGAAUAUAUGUAUCGUGAUACAUUAACAAUGUUAAGACCUAAAAUGAAAUUAUUUACAAGUUAUAAAGAAUCACAAGAUGCUAUUGAUGAAUUAAAAAAAACAUUUUAUCCAACAUUAAUUAUUGAUGAAGAUAAUUAUGAUAAUAAUAAUCAUUAUGAUAAUGGAAAUGGAAUGGAUGUUAUACCAGAGGGUGAUGAAAAUUUAAAUUCAACUAUUAACAACAACAAUGAUAAUAAUAGUCAUACAAAUGAAUUAAAUUUUGAAGAAGUUGAAGAUUUAUCAGAAGCAUUGAGUGAUGAAGAUGAAUGGGCUGUUGGUGAUGCUGGUGGUGGUACUACUACUACUACUGCUAAUACUGCAACUAUUGCUGCUGCUGCUGCUGCUGAUGAUAAUACACAAGAUGAACAAUCAUUAUCACAAGGUAAAAAUAAUGACAAUGAUAUUGAAAGUGGUACUGUUAUGGAUUUAUCAGAAUUAAAUGCAGCUCUACCACAAGGACCAAAACGUGUUCAAUGUCCAGAGGAUGAUGAUUUUCUAUCAGCAUUAGAUAAAAUUGUAUCAGAUAAUAUACAAGAUCGUAUGAGAGAAAAUGUAAAACCAUCACAAGUUGAUAUAUCAGUACCAAUACAUGUUAAAAGUUGUAAAAAAACAUAUGAACAAUUACAAGAAGGACCAUCAAAUACAUCAACUGUUGAUUUUGUAUUAAUGAUAAGAAAAGGUAAUAAACAACAAUAUAAAAAUUUAGUUGUAUCAGAAACAUCUGAUUUAGCUAAAAAUUUACGUAACAGAGAACAAGAACAGAAAGAAGAAAAAGAAAGAGUUAAAAGACUCACAUUAAAUAUAACUGAAAGACAAGAAGAAGAAGAUUAUCAAGAAACAAUUAAUCAAGGUACAAAACCAGUUACUGUUAAUUUAAAUCGUGAAAGAAGACAAAAAUAUAAUCAUCCAAAAGGUGCACCAGAUGCUGAUUUAAUAUUUGGACCUAAAAAAAUAAGAUAAAUUUUUUAAAAAUUAUUAUAAAUUUUCUCUUAUCAUCAUUGUCUUCUUCUAUAAAAUUUAAGAAAAAAAAAAAUUCAUCUUUAACAAACUAUAAAUUUUUAUUAUCUAAACAAACAAAAAAAAAAAAAGAUUUGUAUUUUUUUUAAUUAUUAUUAUUAUUAUUAAAAUAAUAAAAAAGUGAUUAUUAUUUUUGAAAAAAAUGAUAAAUUAUUAAAUAAAGGUUGAUUGAAAAUAUUCAA
Messenger RNA from Aphidius gifuensis, 4324 nucleotides. It is a transcript of the gene Upf2, whose product is annotated as regulator of nonsense transcripts 2. Gene Ontology annotation, biological process: nuclear-transcribed mRNA catabolic process, nonsense-mediated decay. Lineage: Eukaryota; Metazoa; Arthropoda; Insecta; Hymenoptera; Braconidae. Gene Ontology annotation, cellular component: exon-exon junction complex; cytoplasm. The record is from RefSeq and is a predicted model, not a curated record. Gene Ontology annotation, molecular function: protein binding; RNA binding. Bases 318 to 4085 code for a protein of 1255 amino acids. The transcript has 2 exons.